CCAAUAAUGAAUCAUGGUUGGUGGCCACAAAAAGGGUGAAUAAGAUGAGUAAACAAUGAGUCUAUAUUAGUAAAGGUGAAAAGAAAAAAGAGAAAUAGAUGUUAGAUAGACCAGAGUCCAUUAGGCAGCAGCUCAUUCCAAGCUAUUUUCCAUUUCUUUUUCCCCCAAAUGGAUCUUGUCUCCAUCUGCGAUCGAUUGAGAGACUAGAUCACCGCAUAUAUCAUUCAUCAGCAUCAUCGCUUGAUAUCCUGUUAUUCCUUGGAAUCUUGAUUUCUUCUUGCUGUCAUCGUCGUGGGUCUGGUCUUAUUCAACUCAUUACUCAUCACUCUUCACAAUUCACAAUUCAUAAUUCACAAUUCAAUUCACACCCCAUUUGGAGUGUGGACCUUUAUUGAAAUUGCCGUCGGUGGGUUUCUAAAUCUUCUCACGUCUCUCUCUCUCUCUCUCUCUCUCUCUCUCUCUCUUUCUCUCUUUGCUUGCUUCCCUCUUCUUCUAUCCCUCCUUCUUUAGAUUUACUUGAUACCCGUUUGCGAGAUCGAGUCAGUAAGAAGAGGGAAAAUGGAGAGCGAGAAGAAAGCUUCCCCCGUUUCGGAUAUGGGCGCAUGGGCUAUGAAUGUUAUAAGUUCUGUGGGAAUCAUUAUGGCGAACAAGCAACUCAUGUCCGCCAAUGGCUAUUCUUUCACCUUCGCCACAACAUUAACAGGAUUCCACUUUGCUGUAACUGCACUAGUUGGAUUCGUGUCAAACUCAACAGGAUACACUGCAUCAAAGCAUGUUCCUUUAUGGGAGCUUCUCUGGUUUUCAAUUGUUGCAAACAUGUCAAUCACAGGGAUGAACCUCAGUCUCAUGCUGAACUCAGUUGGAUUCUACCAAAUUUCCAAACUUAGCAUGAUCCCAGUGGUUUGUGUAAUGGAAUGGAUUCUUCACAGUAAACGUUACUCAAAGGAAGUGAAAGUUGCUGUUGUGGUUGUGGUGAUUGGUGUUGGUGUUUGCACUGUGACUGAUGUCAAAGUCAAUGCCAAAGGUUUUAUAUGCGCAUGUGUUGCAGUUCUUGCAACUUCAUUGCAACAGAUUUCUAUAGGAUCAUUGCAGAAGAAGUACUCAGUUGGAGCUUUUGAAUUGUUGAGUAAAACAGCUCCCAUUCAAGCUCUAUCACUUCUUGUAUUUGGUCCUUUCAUUGACUAUUAUCUAAGUGGAAGACUUAUUUCAGACUACAUGAAGACCAUUUCUUCUGGUGCAAUUAUUUUCAUUCUGAUUUCAUGCUCAUUGGCUGUUUUCUGCAACAUAAGCCAGUACCUUUGCAUUGGGAGAUUUUCUGCAGUUUCAUUUCAGGUUUUGGGUCAUAUGAAAACAGUAUGUGUGUUGACUUUAGGGUGGCUGUUGUUUGACUCAGAGUUGACUUUCAAGAACAUUCUUGGAAUGUUGGUGGCGGUUGCUGGCAUGGUGAUAUAUAGUUGGGCGGUUGAGGUUGAAAAGGCGGCUACAAAGGGUGGCCCACCACAUCCUAAGCAUAGUUUGACUGAGGAGGAGUUAAAUUUAUUGAAGGAUGGAUUGGAGAAAGAUUAUGAGGCUGGUGAAUCAAAGUAGAGUAAAAAAAAAAAAAAAUUUGAGAUUGUGUUUUUUUAUUUUUAUUUUUAGAGAUGAUGAUGAUCAUCAUAUUUUGGUUGUUCUUUCAAUUGUUU
Lactuca saligna is the source of this 1682-nucleotide messenger RNA. The record is from the annotation of a GenBank genome assembly. Lineage: Eukaryota; Viridiplantae; Streptophyta; Magnoliopsida; Asterales; Asteraceae.